UAAUAUAAUUUAAUUAAUUUGAGAUUCGAGGGAUCAUAAUUAUGUAUUUCUAAUAGAGAUCGAUCGAGAGGAGGCAGCAAAGAAGAAGAAGAAGAAGAAGAAGAAGAUGAGUAUGAGUACUGCAGCGGGAAAAGAGAAAGAUAAAGAGAAGGUGGUGGUAUGUGUAACAGGUGCAUCUGGUUAUAUUGGUUCAUGGCUUGUUAAAACCUUACUUCAUCAUGGUUACACCGUUCAUGCCACGGUUCGUCACCUAAAUGAUCCAGAAAAGGUAGAGCAUCUGAUGAGAUUAGAGGGAGCAAAAGAGAGGCUUAAAUUAUUCAAAGCGGAUCUAAUUGAAGAAGGUUCCUUUGAUUCAGCAAUUUCUGGAUGUCAUGGUGUUUUCCAUACUGCUUCUCCUGUUAAUUUCAACGUCAAAGAUCCACAGGCUGAACUACUUGAUCCAGCAAUAAAGGGAACACUGAAUGUUCUGAAUUCAUGUAAAAGGGUUGCUUCUGUAACAAGAGUUGUAUUAACAUCCUCCACCGCGGCAGUUCUAUUCACUGGUGUACCUCUAGCGGCCGACGUGGUGGUUGAUGAAACUUGGUUUUCUAAACCACAAUUCUGGAACCUAUACCCUCACAUGAUGUGGUAUGUGAUGUCAAAAACUUUGGCUGAAGAAGCGGCGUGGAAGUUUGCUAAAGAGCAUGACCUUGACUUGAUCUCAGUGAACCCAAGCAUGGUCAUAGGUCCUAUGUUGCCUGCCAAGCUUAAUGAAACCGUAGCUCUAAUUCUCAAUUUGAUAAAUGGUGCACAAACAUAUCCAAACUUGUCAUUACCAUGGGUGCACAUCCAAGAUGUCGCGGAAGCUCACAUCCGUGCAUUUGAGGCCCCUUCGGCUAAUGGAAGGUAUUGCUUAGUCGAAAGUGUGGUGCAUUAUUCAGAGAUUGUCAAGUUGUUACACGAGCUCUAUCCUACUCUUCAACUUCCUAAUAAGUGUGUAGAUGAAGGACCAUCCAUGGAAACAUACCAAUUCUCCAAAGCUAAAGCUGAAAGCCUUCGCAUUCACUUUAUUCCUCUAAAAGACAGUAUUAAGGAUACGGUUGAAAACCUAAAAGAGAAGAAAUUAAUUAGUAUUCCUAAUUAAAUAAUGCUACUUUUUUUUUUUUUUUUUUUUUUUUGAGGGAAAUUAAAUAAUGCUACUUAAUUUGAACAUUUUGAAUAUUUUCAUUUAUAUUGUAACAUGUCUUUAAUAUUCAGUCAAAUAUCGUGCAAGUAAUUAUUUUAAUCAAUU
Molecule: messenger RNA, 1270 nt
Organism: Spinacia oleracea (spinach)
Lineage: Eukaryota; Viridiplantae; Streptophyta; Magnoliopsida; Caryophyllales; Amaranthaceae
Product: phenylacetaldehyde reductase
Exons: 6
Coding region: 107-1123 (338 amino acids)
Molecular function (GO): oxidoreductase activity, acting on the CH-OH group of donors, NAD or NADP as acceptor
Source: RefSeq, a predicted model, not a curated record